Salvia hispanica is the source of this 2861-nucleotide messenger RNA. RefSeq names its product formin-like protein 6. NCBI's taxonomy places the organism in Eukaryota, Viridiplantae, Streptophyta, Magnoliopsida, Lamiales, Lamiaceae. The record is from RefSeq and is a predicted model, not a curated record. Gene Ontology annotation, biological process: actin cytoskeleton organization; actin nucleation. Gene Ontology annotation, molecular function: actin filament binding.
AAAUACUGGGAAUAUUUUGUACAUAAAAGUGCUGACUUAAAUAGCAUCUAGAUCUUGCAGCACUCCGAAGCUUCUCCUUCACAGCCUCUUUCUCUCUCCUCUCUCUCAAGAGAUGAAUAAGGUGAGAGAAAACAACACAAGAGGAAGAGAGAUCACAAGAUGAAAGCUCAUUGCAUCAUCACCAUUUUCAUGCUCCUCUUCCUCACAUUUGUUGCAGAUUCCAAAUUCAUCAAUGAAGAGAAACACAACAACAGGAAGAGGAUUCUGCACCAACCAUUCUUCCCAAUCACUUCCUCUCCGCCUCCUCCGCCUCCGUCUCCGCCUCCGCCCGGCCAAGACCAGCCCUUCUUCCACUCACUCCCAGUGGAUCAGAGCCACCAAACUCCACCACCAUCACCACCAGCACCGCGGCAGAGCAAUUCGAUCAAGAAACUUGCCAUCGGAGUCUCCUCCGCGAUGCUGGCGCUGGCGAUGGUGUCGGCCGUGGCGUUCGUCGUCCACAGCCGCCGCGUCAAGAAACGACACGAAUCGCAGAAGCUCGUUGGAGGGGACGAGGGGCCGGCAUUGCCCCCGCCCUCCAACUUCCUCUACAUCGGCACGGUGGAGCCAUCCGCCGCGAGUGUGCUCAGCGAGGCCGGGACAGAUGAUGCCUCGGCCUCGCCCUACAGGAAGCUGAACUCGGCCAAGCGAUUCAGUCGCUACAGGCCGAGUCCAGACCUGCAGCCUCUGCCGCCGCUGACUAAGCCGCCCCCUCCUCCUCCGGCCAUCAGCUCGCCGCCUCCAAUGUCGUCCUCCGACGACGAGAGCCACGACACCGUCUUCUACACGCCACAAGGCUCGUCGGUGAGCCAUGGGUCGCCUAGCUCGCGCCACAGCCACACGAGCCACAGCAACAGAGUAGCUCAUUCAAAGAGAAGUUCACCUAAGUCACGCCUCUCAGCAUCAUCUCAGGAUACAAAGCCGGUCAUCAUACCCUCAAUCAAGCCGCCUUCUCCGCCACCACCGCCGCCAAAUUCUCACAAAAGGAACAAACUUGCACGUCCCCCACCGCCUCCUCCUCCUCCUCUGCCGCCGCCGUUAUCAUCAAUCGCAAUAAAAUACGGAGAUGUACAACAUUCCAAACCACCAACAUUUUCCAAUAAAGUGAUAAAACCAGAGACAAUGAGUCCUAGUCCCAAAUCAACUUUCACUGACAGUUCAACAGUGAAAGUAGAUGUAGAGGACCCUAGUGGAUCCAAACCAAAACUCAAGCCUCUGCACUGGGACAAAGUACGAGCCACCUCGGACCGAGUCACAGUUUGGGACCAGUUGAACUCCAGCUCCUUCCAGUUAAAUGAGGAUGCCAUGGAGUCCCUUUUCGGGUUCAAUUCUGCGAAUUCAGUUCCAAAAGAUGCAACUAAAAAGUCAGCCACGGAGCAGGAGAUCAGAGUGUUGGAUCCGAAGAAGUCCCAGAACAUCGCCAUCCUGUUACGCGCGUUGAAUGUCACCAGAGAAGAGGUUGCUCAAGCACUUCUAGAUGGAAAUACAGAGGAAUUGGGUCCUGAGCUGUUGGAGACUUUGGUGAAGAUGGCACCAACCAAGGAGGAAGAGAUCAAACUUAAAGACUGCAAGGCUGAAAGCUCGAAACUGGGAUCAGCAGAGCGAUUCCUCAAGGCAAUUCUUGAUAUUCCGUUCGCCUUCAAAAGAGUGGAGGCCAUGCUUUAUAGAGCCAACUUCCACACAGAAGUAGCUUACCUGAGAAACUCUUUUCAAACACUGGAGGAAGCAAGUGAAGAAUUGAAGAAUAGCCGCAUGUUCCUAAAGCUGCUUGAAGCUGUUCUACGGACAGGGAACCGCAUGAAUGAUGGCACGAAUCGUGGCGAUGCAAGAGCCUUCAAAUUGGACACAUUGCUAAAACUAGUAGACGUAAAAGGAACAGAUGGUAAGACAACCUUACUUCACUUUGUUGUCCAAGAGAUAAUCAGAUCAGAAGGCACGGAUUCGGAUCCAGCAAGUGAAAUUACAACAAAUUUCAAGUCUAAAGAAGAGGAGUUCAAGAAGCAAGGACUGCACAUCGUGUCCGGGCUGAGUAAAGAGAUCGGCAGUGUCAAAAAGGCAGCAGGAAUGGACUCGGACGUACUUAGCAGCUACGUCUCUAAGCUUGAAAUGGGACUCCAAAAGGCCAGUUCGGUCAUGCAAUACGAGAGGCAAAGCACUCCAGGAAAAUUCUUUAGUUCAAUGAAAGAGUUUCUUGAAGAGGCUACUGAUGAAAUCGCGAGAAUCAAGGCUGAAGAGAGGAAAGCAUUGUCACUAGUGAAAGAGGUGACAGAGUAUUUUCAUGGAAAUGCUGCGAAAGAGGAGGCUCAUCCGUUCAGGAUUUUCAUGAUCGUACGAGACUUUCUCGCUAUACUGGAUAACGUGUGCAAAGAUGUCAGUAGGAUGCACGAUAGAGCAACGGUAGGGGCAGGGAGAUCGUUCAGGAUACCAGCAAACGCAUCGUUGCCAGUGCUCGAUAGAUAUCACACAAGUCAGGGGGAAGAUAGCACCUGUUAAUCGAUCUACGGAUGAAGAACAGCCACAUUUGAUCACAGGAUGCUUAUGAAGUAGCAAAAUCACAGAAUGACAGAACAAGCAUCAUGUACAGCCACAUACCACACCAUGAAAGUGCAAAAUCAAUUGAAAUUUACAGAAGGAAAGAGCUCAAACAAGCAGCUGGGAAUGUGGAAAUUUUGAACGAUAUGUAUAGCUACAAUAUCUAGCAAGCAUGUGAAAUCAAUAGGAAAGAGGAGCUUUAUGAAUUAGUUUACGCUUUCUUCUAAACAAUAGGGAUUCAGAUGAACAAUCUUCUUUCACUUUAUAUACACAUAUAAUGUUAUUUUCAA